This is a messenger RNA of Engraulis encrasicolus (European anchovy), 1073 nucleotides long. RefSeq names its product ER membrane protein complex subunit 10 (gene emc10). Gene Ontology annotation, cellular component: EMC complex. The coding region runs from base 68 to 838 and encodes 256 amino acids. The record is from RefSeq and is a predicted model, not a curated record. The transcript has 7 exons. Lineage: Eukaryota; Metazoa; Chordata; Actinopteri; Clupeiformes; Engraulidae.
AGUUCGAUUUUGUUCUGUAUUGUAGUUUUUGUAUUUGUUUUAAUACUACUUCCGGCAUUUCGCCAAAAUGGCUUCUUCAGGAGCAGCACACAUUUCGAUGUCGGUUCUUUCCACGAUUACAUUGCUAUUUUGGGCGGAAUUCGCACACUGCAAUCUCAAUAGAAGGCCAAGUGAUGCGUUGGACACGGACUUCUCGGUGCCUGUCGAGCAUUCCUUCGAGAUAGAUGAUGAGCCCAGGUUUCGGCGGCGUGGCUCGUUGGAGUUGCGUGCUGGGAGAGAGUCCGGUGUCACUAUCUCCCAGAGUCAUCUCUCAGAAGAGGACCGAAGUACGUUGAAGGAAGUCGCUGCUGUGGAUGGCCUGUACAGGAUUCGAGUGCCCCGGGUGUCUUUACAAGUCGACAGGCAGACGGAGAAGCAGGCAGACGGCGGCUACCUAACAGCCUUUGUGAAAGCGUGUGCUUUGGUAGAGUCUCACCUGAGUGACGUCAUCACCCUUCACACCGACGUCACUGGCUACCUCAUAGGCGUCUCCAUAGUGACCAUACCUGGCACCUGCCGAGGCCUCGAAGUGGAGGACGAGGUGGACCUGGAGUCCUUCAACACCACGCUGAUAGUCAUGGCUCCUGUCAACGCCCCCAUGCCAGAAACUGCUGGUUUCAUUGCUGCUCUAGAGAUGGAGAGAGAGAAGAAAGAAAAGAACCCACAGGAACAGAAGUCCUUCUUUGCCAAAUAUUGGAUGUACAUCGUUCCCCUUGUCCUCUUCCUGAUGAUGUCCGGAGCACAGGACCAAUCAGGAGGAGGGAACGGCGGUGGAGCAGCCAAUGGGGGUGGCCGAUGAUCUUAAUACCCGUGUGACACGCUCAGUAUGAAUGGAAACAGUACAUUUUUUUUUCUUUUUGUGUAUAUAAUGGUGAAUGAAUGGGUAUCGGCUAGCUAAAUUAACUUAAGUUAAAAUUGCACUCAACUUAAAACACACAAGACCAUGGACUCCUGUUGACAUGUGAAUUCUACUGCAUUUUUGUAUUGUCUAACGUAACUGAUACAUGGAAGGAAUAAAAUUUGUCUUAAAAGUA